UAUUUCAGGGUCUCGGCAGUUUCGUCGGAUGGUGUCAGCCCUCUGUCCGAUCCUUACACAGUGAACUCGCCACAGCCACGGGUCAGCGCAAAGCUACAGCUCCUACAUAUGGUGUACUUGGUCAGCUGGUUUCAUUUACGUACAUGGCCACUCGGAGAGAAGGAUUUGGAUGUGGUACCAAUGUUCCAUUUAAUCACAUGCGCCGAGCCGGAUCUGUCCCAAGGAGUACCUCUCCCAGAAUUUGUAGGUACGCUUCCGAACACUUUGGUUGGCCGUUUGGGUUCGGAUAUGAUGUAUCGAAAAUGCCGGUUCGUCUACUAUGCUCAGAGCAUCUCGAGCCGAAGAUGUGCUACACAAACAGAAAUUCGGACACCACCCACUCAAGAUCUGCAAACGCUUGCAAUCAACUGCGACACGGUUGAGGGCAAUCCGUGCGUCAGGGUUGACAUCUAUCAAGCUCCCAUUUGUGGUCAAAUCAACGAUAUCGAUUAUACGGUACGUUUAAUUUCACUAAAAUACUACAGUCUGAGUCUAAACGUCACAUUUGAUCCAAUAGUGAGGGAUAACGAGAUGCCGACCAUCUACUACCAGGCGUAUUAUGGUGAAGCUCUACCGUACUCACGGAAAGAGGAGGAGGCACUAGCUGGCGUGAAUAUGACGAGAGUGUUAGGAAGCACCACCAACUGCUUACAGUUCGACCAGAACGGAUUCUGUUUGCACAAUACUGGUAACAGUGUAAACGUGAGUGGAAUCCACUACGAUAAGCUGUACGGAAUUACGUUUUGUGCUGUGAAGGAUCCUCGAAAUCUCACUUUACCCAAUCUGACGGAAAGCAGUCGAUCGGUUCGACCACGAGCCAAUAAGAUCUACGUCAACUUUGCGGAUCAGGCUAACAGUAAAACAGCAAUGAUCAUCGGAAUUGUUAUCGGAGCAAUAGCCCUUCUGAUUUUUGCCAUCAUUGGCAUCUGUUGUUACAUCAACAGAAAGCAAAAGCAGGAGAACAAGCUGUACCAACUGAAACUCGCCCAGCUGGAACGUCAAAAGGAAUGUCGUUAUGCCGAUCUCCCGAAAAUGCACGACAUCUGGGAAAUCGAGCGACGUAAUCUGAUAAUAUUCGAUGAAUUCAAACUCGGAUCUGGAGCUUUUGGCGCUGUUUAUCUUGGAAAGCUUCUCGGCAAGUCGUUGGCACACAAAGACUCAAUUUCACCUCUGGGAGUCAAUCUCAUGAGGGCGGAAAAUUGUCAGGUUGCUGUAAAAAUGUUACCUGAGUACGCCGAUGAAAUGUCCCGAAGUGAUUUUCUUAGAGAAAUUGGGCUUAUGAAAAUACUUGGAUACCAUGAAAGAUUGGUGAAUAUGAUAGCCUGCAUAACAGAAUCCGAACCACUGUGCCUUAUCGUGGAAUACUGUAGCGACGGCGAUUUGCUACGUUUUCUACGUGAACGAUGUAAAUAUAUGAUGAAGCUUGACGCAGCUGGUGUAAACUAUCAUGAGCCGCCAAUCGAUAACAGUUACGAUAUCGAAAUGGUAAUCACAUUGAAACAACUGCUCAUGUUUGCCGUUCAAGUCAGUUAUGGACUGGAAUACUUGUCAUCGAAAGGUUUUGUCCAUCGAGACGUAGCAGCUCGAAACGUGCUGGUCCACGGGAAGAACGCUUGCAAAAUUGGUGAUUUUGGUCUCUGCCGGAAUUUGUAUGCGGACAAUUCACUCUACAAAAGCAAGGGUGGACGCUUGCCGUUGAAAUGGAUGUCACCAGAGGCCAUUCGACAUUACGAGUUCUCAGCGCAAAGUGAUGUGUGGGCCUUCGGUGUCCUACUGUUCGAGAUUAUCACCCUUGGCGGUUCACCAUAUCCAUCUGUAUCUCCUGAAGAAAUGCUACCUUUUUUGGAAAACGGUGGUCGAAUGGAACGUCCUGAUAACUGCCCUGAAAACUUCUAUGAAGUAAUGUGCGAGUGCUGGACAGUGGAUCCUCGACUGCGGCCGGAUUUCUCAGCAAUUCGCCAGAAGCUGGCUUCUUUGCUGGAGGAAAUCACUGAAGAAUACAGCUAUCUGACUUUGGACGCUCAAAAAGACUACUAUAAUGUACAGUAUGGAGAUCAAAAGGUUACUGUAAAAUACGGUUAUUGA
Molecule: messenger RNA, 2124 nt
Organism: Haemonchus placei
Lineage: Eukaryota; Metazoa; Nematoda; Chromadorea; Rhabditida; Trichostrongylidae
Source: the annotation of a GenBank genome assembly